Molecule: messenger RNA, 2185 nt
Organism: Prinia subflava (tawny-flanked prinia)
Lineage: Eukaryota; Metazoa; Chordata; Aves; Passeriformes; Cisticolidae
Gene: NINJ1
Product: ninjurin 1
Exons: 4
Coding region: 151-612 (153 amino acids)
Biological process (GO): tissue regeneration; cell adhesion
Cellular component (GO): membrane
Source: RefSeq, a predicted model, not a curated record
GAGCGGCGGAAGAGCGGCGGAAGAGCGGCGGAAGGCGGCGCCGGCGGUGAGGCCGGGCAGGCUCCGGGAACCGCUGCUCCGCGGGGAACCUUCCCCUCCGCCCGCGGGCACUGCAGGGACCCGGGCCCUGCAGGGACCCGGGCAGCCGCGAUGGACUCCGGCAGCGAGACCCACGAGCUCAACGGGACGGCGGAGGGCGCGGAGUCGGCGGCCGAGGAGCAGAGCAGAAGGUGGCAGUGGCUCCAAAGGAACAGACCCAUCAACAUCAACCACUACGCCAACAAGAAGAGCGCGGCCGAGAGCAUGCUGGACAUCGCCCUGCUGAUGGCCAACGCCUCCCAGCUCAAAGCUGUCAUGGAGCAGGGGCCCUCCUUCUCCUUCUACGUCCCUCUGAUCAUUCUCAUCAGUCUGUCACUCACCCUGCAAGUUAUGGUGGGAGUGCUCCUGAUAUUCCUUGUAAAAUAUGACCUUAACAACCCUGCAAAACAUGGAAAGCUGAAUUUCCUCAACAACCUUGCAACUGGACUAGUAUUCAUUAUAGUAGUUGUGAAUAUUUUUAUCACUGCCUUUGGAGUGCAGAAACCAGUUGCUGAGCCAGCAUCACGACAGUAAGGACCAGAGACCUGGAACAUUCAUGUUAGAUGCCAUUUGCAGUUGAGCCAGCUACACUGGACACAGUGGGGAAGGAAGAAUAAUUUGAAGAAGCUGGACACACCAAGCAGCUUUCUCAAGCUUCCAACAAACUUGUAUACCUGAAAUUUUCCCAUGUGUUAAUAUUUAAACUGUUUGGCAUCUAAGAAAAGGUUGGUUUUGCCCCGAGGACCCUGUUUUUCUGGAAUAUUGGCAUUUCAAUUUCUGAAGAAACUUUUUUUUUUCAGAGAAGUGACCUAAACUAUGAAACAAGGAAAUAUCAUCUGGUUGCACUUUACAGGACUUUUCUUUUUACAUGCCUUUGGUUUUUGUGGCAAUUUUUCAUUUCCACCAUGUUCAGAAAUGUCAGGCCUUUGAUUCUGGCGUGGUCACGUUGUCCUUUAUUUCACAGCUUGGCACCAAGCCCAUAUACUCUGUAGCCCAGCAGGGCUCUUCCUUUGCAGCGUGUAAAGGUAGCUGUGCCUUGUUUGUCUUUUUUUUCCACUCUAGCUAAAGCAAAGAUGAGACAAACAGGAACAAGCAGUGUGCUUUUGUCCAGUUUUGUUCACAGGUAAUCAUUUGUAUUGUUUCUUCUGGACACAGUUAAAAUUUCCUGUCCAUCAUGCACAGACACAAAUAACCUAAUUGUUGAUGGUUUCUUACCAUGAACUGCUAUUCUGUGUAUUUUGUGCAUUAUAUGUAUUUAUUUUUAUCACAGAGUAGUUUGGAUUCAAGGGACCUGUAAAGGUCACCUCAUUCCACCCCUGCCAUGGCAGGGACACCUCCCCCUGUCCCAGGCUGCUCCAGCCCUGUCCAGCCUGGCCUUGGGCACUGCCAGGGAUGCAGGGGCUGCCACAGCUGCUCUGGGCACCCUGUGCCAGGGCCUGCCCACCCUCAUUGUAAAAGGUUCUUUCUCGUAUCAAAUUUCUGGAAACUUUAUUAGGAAUGCCAGCUUUUCUAGGCUCAGCUGGUAAACUGGAGGAUCCAGAGUGAACUUUACCUGCUAAACUGGUUCCAAGUGCCUGUCAGCAGCAAUUCAAAUGGCAGAACUGAGUUCUUCUCUCUAGUUUCCUCUCUCUCCUCCCAUCAUUGAUUGCUGCAGUUUUGUGACUUUAUGCAUUUAUGGCUAAAAGCAAAACAAAUUUUUUAAUUUUAAAUAUAUAUAGAGAGAUAUAAUUAUCUUCUAGGCUCUUACCUGCUGGCUCAGGGACUCACACUUUUUCUAAAUACACUAUUGCUAGUAAUGGUGUAGGUUACAAGAACUUCUUCAAGAAAAACAUUUUUGUCAUUUUAUUUUGAAAGUAUCAUAACUGCAAUCAGAAAAAUCUUAUAUGUAGAUGCAGAUUUGUAUUAAUCAAUUAAUCAAGAACAGAAAUUUGACUUCAUAUGUCUCAUGUCAUUUACAGUUUUUAUUCCUGACCUUUGUCUUUGGUUAUGUCUCAAAGCCCAUUGCUGUACCAGACUUUCAGGUAUAUGUUCUGUAAGAAUUACUAACAGAAAACAAAUCAAACUUGUGUGAUUAGUAAUGGAAUAGACAUUAUUUUUUAUUUUCUGA